AUGGACAUGCCUUUCGAUGUUAGUGAACCUCAAGUUGAAGGACACGACGGCUUUGCCAGAUUCUACUGGAAACAUGACGAACAAUUGCAUCCUUUGAGAAGGAAAAAAGGUAGUGCAGAGGAUGGUCAUGCUCCCAUGGAAAGAACAAAAUAUGCAUAUGAGAAGUACCGUGAAGUUAGAAGUCAAAUUACAUCUGGUCGAACCUUUACAGUAAACUUUGACGAAGGAAAGAACAAAGAAGGCUUCAUGGGAGUACUUGCUGCCAUACAAGACGGAAAUAAGAAAGGACACAAUCUCAGAUUGACCAUAACAGAUUUGGAUGGUCACAUUUACUAUGCACAUGGCAAUGAACAAACAGCCGCAAAACUUCUUGACGCUUUCAAGACUACAAAGAGAGAACAAAUGGUUGACUCCGACUCAGACAUUUUGAAUGCAAUUGAAGGAAUUGCAAGUGUCAAGUUCGAAUGGUACCAACCUAACCCUCAAGCAGUCAGACAACAUGCUGGAUACUUCCCGUUCAUAAAUAAGUCUGACAUUGACUUGACAAGGUAUGGAAUUUACAAUUCAAUUGAAACAAUUGUCAACGAACCUUGCAUUCUUACAUGUCUCAGGAACUCUGGUCUUGUUACAGAUGAGAAGAUGAAGUAUCUUGAGUCAUGUGUGAAGACAAGGUACAUUCUCAGAGGUCAAUUGGCAAAAAUUGCACCGUUGGCAAAUGUCAAUAUCCGAGUCAACAUACCUACAGCUAAAGGUUCUUCACAUGACGACUAUGUUGUUGAGUUCAAUUUACCAUGG
Messenger RNA from Trichomonas vaginalis G3, 795 nucleotides. RefSeq lists its product as uncharacterized. The transcript has a single exon. The record is from RefSeq and is a predicted model, not a curated record. The annotation marks the transcript as partial. Lineage: Eukaryota; Parabasalia; Trichomonadida; Trichomonadidae.